Sitodiplosis mosellana (orange wheat blossom midge) is the source of this 711-nucleotide messenger RNA. RefSeq names its product D-aminoacyl-tRNA deacylase-like. Gene Ontology annotation, molecular function: D-tyrosyl-tRNA(Tyr) deacylase activity. Gene Ontology annotation, biological process: tRNA metabolic process. The record is from RefSeq and is a predicted model, not a curated record. Gene Ontology annotation, cellular component: cytoplasm. NCBI's taxonomy places the organism in Eukaryota, Metazoa, Arthropoda, Insecta, Diptera, Cecidomyiidae.
GUGAAUGAUGAGCUCGUGAGUAACAUUGGCCGUGGACUAUGUGUUUUGAUUGGUAUUUCUCAGAAUGACACAAAGGAAGACGCCAAUUACAUGGCCCGUAAACUGUUGAGUAUUCGUUUAUUCGACGACGAUGCCGGCAAACGAUGGCAGAAGAGUGUUAAGGACUUGCAGUAUGAAUUACUUUGUAUUAGUCAAUUCACUUUGUACAAUCGGCUGAAAGGGAACAAGCCGGAUUUCCAUUUGGCCAUGCAAGGUGCCGAUGCAUCGAAUUUAUACAACUUUGUUCUGCAGCAACUUGGCGACCAAUAUUCAGCGGACAAAAUCAAAGACGGGAAAUUUGGCGCUAUGAUGCAAGUUCAUAUACAAAACGACGGUCCAGUCACUAUUGAAAUUGAAUCGCCGAAGAAAGAGAAUGAAAAUGCCAGUAAAUAAAUUCGAAAAAUUGUUUGGAAAUUCAAUUGGAAUGAAAAUUUAUGAAAUAAUUAUUUUAUAUAAAAAAAAAUGAAGAAUUUCAGUAAAGAAACGAUUCGUGAGACGUAAAAGAAUGUAUGUUUUUUUCUCGAUUUAUAUUUUUGAAAAGGAAAGUAUGUUUUCUGUUGAUUCUAUCUGCGUUAAAAGAAAGUAUGUUGGCAUCCCGUCUAGCCUCCGCGGUUUUUCACGGUUUCCGCGGAACUGAUAAGAGAUAACAACUUGGUCAGCAAAGUUGUAGUA